AUGUCUAUUCGUUCUAUAGACAGACCUAUCACCCUAAAUCGGGCGGAGAAAUCAGGUUUCAUACAACAGGUCGAAUUCAUAGAUGGACAAGUGGUCCAGCACAUAUCCAUGCGUCAACCGAAUACACCAAGACAAACCUUUACCAGUAAAGGAUCUGAGACCAUCCGCUGGGCAGAAGCUUCCUCUCAGCUGUACCGCAUGUCUGUCUCGAGCGGAGAAGUCAAAGAGCUGCCUAUUGACUGCCGGAAAGCAUUUGCCGAUUAA
Molecule: messenger RNA, 264 nt
Organism: Paracoccidioides brasiliensis Pb18
Exons: 2
Coding region: 1-264 (87 amino acids)
Source: RefSeq, a predicted model, not a curated record